GCGAUGCAAAACGAUUGGAGGUACGAGCGACGAGACCUAGGAUACACCAUGUGCGGUGAUGCGGUGGGCGAAGCGAGGCCGCCUCCGCCCGGAGGGCGUAGGAGCAUAUGCUCUGGCGUCCUCAAGGUCGAUUCCACACCUCUCCUCUCAGCCCUCUGAACAGAUCGCUCGCCACAAAACGCUUUUCUUGCUACUUUGAGAAGACGAUUCGCAGAAAGAUGGCUGGUGAAUUUCUUUGGAUGCGAGAGACCCCUGAAUUAGACUCCGCAACCACUGAAAGCAGCGGGGAACGUAUUGAGGAAUUGCAAACUCCCUCGACACCCGAGACACAAGUUGCCGGGCUUGCUUCGUUCACAGACAACCGUGUAGAGUUCUUCCUUGGCGAGCAGUACCCUGGGUAUGAGCCAGGAGCGGGCAAAGGAAUCUUCCAGAGCGAUCUCGACAAACAAGCACUAUGUGCGCUCCAUGCCCCGAUUGGCUUCGAAAGCCAACGAGCCGCCAACGAAACACUCUGUCAGCAGCAUUCCGCUCAAAGGCUGGAACCCGGAGAGGUUCAAGCGACGGGAGCCACAGCCGAGGGAUAUACCGUGCAGCUAGAAAAUCAUCAAUACGUCCACUCCGUCGAAUCUGUCCCGGUCAACGAGCGCUUGGCGAACCCAGACUACAUUCCGACCUGCUUCACCGACAUCCACGCGGAUCUCGUAUGCUUUCAUUGCGGCCACGACCCUACACAAAUCGACAUUGACCUCGACAUGCCGCUCUCAUCUGCACCAACAACUCCACCACAACACUUAUGCAGCCCAUCACCCUCACAACAGCGAUCUCCUCCGUCGUUACCAACAGCAAGACCCAAGGUGCGCAUACCACCUGCGCCCGCAUCGACACCUAGACAAAUCUCUCGUGCUGCAACAUGCGAAUGGUGCAAUAAGACCUUUUCCCGGCCUGGAGGCUUACCAAGACACCAAUCUGCAUCGUGUCCAAAUCGGCCAAUCGGUGUGAGGCGAAGUCUGUUCGUCUGUCUUGUGUGUCAGGAGACGAAGCCGAGGAAAGAUAAAAUCCAAUUGCAUUGCCAAAAGAAACACGGGCAGCUAAUUGGGAAGGAGACGUUCGUGGAGAAAAUUUGA
Cercospora beticola is the source of this 1124-nucleotide messenger RNA. RefSeq lists its product as uncharacterized. The record is from RefSeq and is a predicted model, not a curated record. Lineage: Eukaryota; Fungi; Ascomycota; Dothideomycetes; Mycosphaerellales; Mycosphaerellaceae.